This is a messenger RNA of Prorocentrum cordatum, 2535 nucleotides long. NCBI's taxonomy places the organism in Eukaryota, Dinophyceae, Prorocentrales, Prorocentraceae. The record is from the annotation of a GenBank genome assembly.
AUGCGGGUGCGGCAUCUGCAGACGCUCCUUGUGGAUCACAAAUUGAUUAACUCCGAUGCGGUCAGUGCCCUCGGGAAUCUCCGAGUAGGCAUAGAUGUUGUCUAUUGGCUUAGGUCAAUACAGUCCCUCAAGGACGCUUUCGCAGAUGCGAUCGGUGGCAUACCACCUGGGAUCUUCUUCUUCGUGGACAAGGAGCUGGAGUGGUAUACGAAGUGUGGCAUCACGCCUGUCUUUGUGUUUCAGGGGGUUUCGCUGGGUCCCCCGCAGGCCGCAUCCGCAGUCAGAAUGGACCAACAGAUGGACAUGGCGUGGACGUACCUGAAGCAAGGUUAUAAGAGCGAGGCUCAGAAGUGCUUCGCCGUGUCGACAAGCCGGAUCAACAGCGAUUUCGUCUAUUUGAUUUUCCACCACUUGAAGCAGAGGGGUUGCGAAGUCUUGCAGGCGCCGUACCUCGCUGGGGCGCAGCUGGCCCACUUUGCACAGCAGAGGUGCGUGGAUAUGGUGUAUGGUCCCCCCGGCCUGCUGCUUUACGGCAUCCCGCAGGUCAUUGUUGCUGUAGACUGGGGGAAGGGCCGAUUCGACUGGGUGUCGCUGGAGGCGGUCCUGACCAAGUGGACCCUCACCAAGGACCAGUUCAUCGACGUCUGCUUGCUAGCCGGCACGGAGCACUGCUUGACUUAUCCCUACCUCACGCAGGUGUCUCAGGGAUCCAGUUGCCGCUUCAGUUUGGAUGCAGCCAUCCAGUUAGUCAAACAGGCUCCGCUGAUGCAGUGGAUGGCCAACUUCCCAAAUGACCAAAUGAGGGAGGAGCACAUUGAGAGCUAUAGUAUCAGCAAGGUUCUCGUGAAUAGCGCCCCCAUCCUUCACGUGCGAGACGCUUGUAUUCGCCCUCUUGACGAGGCUCAGUGGCCCGGGCAAGAUCUAGACAGAGGUGGUCGGAAAGGCAUGGUCCCUCGCGAUUUCAGCGACAUUGUAGGGCAAAUGCUUCCAGACAAGCUGUACUUCUUGAUGGUGCAGGGUAUCAUCUCGUCCAAGCUCCCCCAAGCGCUGGCUAAGGGCGAGUGGCUUGACAAGUCGCAGCCGUUCGUGGACACGGCCGAGCUUCGCGGCCUCAUCACAGACCUGUCCGAAUACAGGCAGGUCGCACUCGGACUCGUGGCGAGGCACCUGCACGCCUCCUACACGAAGAAGAGCAUCAGGUGCAACGCCUUCUGGGAGCCGCCCUGGGGACAGGCAGGCGAGGGCUCUGCACUCAGGUCCAUCCAGCCGAAGAAGCUGAAGGCGACGCUGCGCUGGCGGUUCUGCACAGAAGACGUCGACCUCAAGUUCUGCCUCAGGUGGCACGCGCACGAGCACACCAAGGACGGGCAGUUCGUCAAGAAUCUUACGAAGUUCGGCGAGUCCCAGAUCGCACCAGAUUUGCUUUCACUGUCAGCCUUGGUGCAUUUUAUGCUUCUGGAGCACCUGGAGUUGAUUGGCGACGACGGUGGAAUCACUCACCUGGGCGAUGUCCUCAAGGACAGCCCGACGUCGUUUCAGGAGCCGGUGCUGGUGGCCAUGGAGCUCAUGAAGUUCGGAUUGCUGACGGCAGAGCCCUUCGAGCCCGGGCAGCCGGACAUGCCGUUCCCAGAGCAGCUGCAGUUAAAAAACCAUAGCUGGAAUGCGAAUGUCGUUUUCGACCUGGCCGCGUUCCACUGCUUCCUGAAGGUUCUCAGGCGAACACUGAGGCAGAUGACGGAGGCGGUGCUCACCUCGAUCCUGCUGAAGGACAUCAGCCUCGUGAGUCUGCUGCCGAGUGGGUUCCUGUGUGCGACACCUCGCCGCGGAGACCCCGUGCAGACGCCCGCCGUUCUCCCAACGUUCAUGGUGCCGCGUGCGUGCAUGGGUGUGGUUGCACUGUAUCCGGCUGCCUGCGGCAAGGGGGCGCACGAGUUUGAGUCCGACCUCGCCGAGAAUUUCCCAUGCUGUGCGCAUCCUCUGGCCGACCUCAAGCUGGCGAUCCUCUUCUGGGAGGACCUGCGGCGCUGCGUGGACGGCAUCGCCGAGCCGCUCGGGGCAACGGAGCUGGCCGAGGACGUGAAGGUCGCGAGCAAGAUGCUGCUGGAUCAGCAGCGGCGCCUACACGUGUUCCCCGACCAGGGCGACGUGAGCGCGGCUCGCGGCGAGGGCCCGGCGGUGGGCCCCGCGAGGCCCCAGCAGGCGCCGGGGCACGCCCAGCGCGGGCAGCAGGGCGGGGCGCACCACACCCAGGCAGGCGGGUGCCCGCAGGGCAGUGGCGGCCAGCACGGAGGCUGCGGGCAGCGCAGCGGCGGCCCGCAGCAGCACGGCGCCCCGCACCCCGGCGGCGCCGGCCGCGGGCCGCGCGGCGGCCGCGGCAGACAGCAGCACGUCGGCGGCCAGCAGCACGGCGGCGGCCCGCCGCACGGGGACGUUGGUGGCGGCGGUCACCCGCAGCAUGGCCAGGCGGUCUUCGCCGGCUGCGGCGGGCACCAGCCAGGCGGCUGUCCUCCACGCGGCGGCGGGUGGGGCGGCUGA